Anopheles cruzii is the source of this 912-nucleotide messenger RNA. RefSeq names its product zinc finger protein 3 homolog. Bases 1 to 912 code for a protein of 303 amino acids. The record is from RefSeq and is a predicted model, not a curated record. NCBI's taxonomy places the organism in Eukaryota, Metazoa, Arthropoda, Insecta, Diptera, Culicidae. The transcript is spliced from 3 exons.
AUGAAGGAGCAGAACCUGUAUGACCGGUGUGUGGAGAUCAACUCAACAGACCUGGAAGAGGAGCGUUUGAAAAUCUGUUUAACAUGUCUACCGGAGCUGCACAACUGCUACAUGUUUAAGAAACGCGUCAUUCAAUCGUUCCAGAGCCUGAUCCGGGCUAUCGAGGAACAAAAAGCUCCUGCAGAGCUUACUGUGGAGCUAGUUGACGGUGUGGUUGAUCUAGCAAGCGAGGAACAGCGUAAGAAACCGCAAGACGACACCGCCAGCGAUACGAACGAAGAACAUUUAAUAGCAGAAUACAUCGACGAUUACGACAACGAGGAAAACGAGGAAAACAUUGGCAUAGGAGAAGUGUCAUCAGAACGCGAGUCAGUAGAAACAGGAUACGUACCGUCGCAGGAUGCCGAAACCACCGAAAAUGCUACGGUAGGAGAGCAGCCAUCAAACAAGUGCCCACACUGUACGGAGAUUCUACCGUCUUCGACCACUGUUCUGCAGCACUUGAUGAAAAAUCACUGCAUCACCGACCCAUCCCAGCGGCCAAUGUGCGAAAUUUGUACACACAACUUUCGCAAUCUCAAAACGCUGCGCCAGCAUCUACGCGUUCACCUCGACCAGAAACAAUUCGUUUGUCGGUACUGCUCCAAAUCGUUCUACUAUCGGCACCACAUGCUAGUACACGAACUAACCCACACCGACGAACGCGCGUUCUCCUGUGACCAGUGUGAAAAAUCGUUUGCGACCAAAGGGCGGCUGAAGUGGCACCAAAAGAUGCACGAGCCGUACGCUGCCUUCCAGUGUGACGAGUGUCCGAAGCGGUUCAAAGUGAAACAUCGUUUAGGACUUCACAAAUGCAUCAAACACAAUGCAGCAAUGGCCAACUUUGAGCCGGUCAAGUACACCGAGGAAUAA